Messenger RNA from Salvia hispanica, 579 nucleotides. RefSeq lists its product as uncharacterized. The record is from RefSeq and is a predicted model, not a curated record. Lineage: Eukaryota; Viridiplantae; Streptophyta; Magnoliopsida; Lamiales; Lamiaceae.
AAAGGCAAAGGAAAACUUCCAAAGGAAAGAAUUGUUUGUGCAACGAAAAUGCCAUUGAUUCUCUUCUUCGCUUUGUCUCUCCUUGUACAAGGAAUAUUAGGUGGGGAUGUGAUAUGCGAGAAUUUGCCGACGAAGUUGUGCUCGUUCGCGAUCGCGUCGUCGGGGAAGAGGUGCGUGUUGGAGAACCACACGUGCAAGACGUCGGAGAUGGUGGUGGAGAGAAUGUCCGGAUACCUGGAGACUGAUGACUGCGUCAAGGCAUGCGGCGUCAAUCGCCGAUUCGUGGGAAUCUCGUCCGACGCCUUCUUUGUGCCGGACUUCGCCGCACGCCUCUGCUCCGAUUCUUGUUACCAGAAUUGCCCUAACAUUGUGGACCUCUAUUUCAACCUCGCUGCCGGCGAAGGUGUAUUUCUGCCAUCUCUCUGUGAGAAGCACAAGACAAAUCGUCGCCGUGCGUUGCUCUAGAUUUUGAGCAACGCUGGUGUCGUAGGUCCCUUUCUAAAAUCAUUUAUCAUCAUAAUUCUUUGAAUUUUUUAUACAUUCCCCUCUCCUCCCAUAAGACUUUUAAUCCAUUUUUAA